GCUCCUAUAUAAUGACGAAGCUAAGAGCUUUUCGUCAGUGCAGCCAGCUUCGGUCUACUGCCAGGAUGGGGCUAAAGGCAUUUGCCAUUUUGUCCGUGAUCCUUGCCACCGCAAGCGCUGCUCCAUCUGCCAAACCAGGCUAUCACUCUUACGCUUAUGGCAACAGUGGGGGCAGUAUUUCCCCUCCGGCACCUCCCCACGGCUAUGCUGGCCCGUCCCCCUCUCCCUAUAUAUAUCCUCACGGACAUUUACCCAAUGACCACGUAGUUCUACUCAAACCCCAUCCAUCUAUUACACCGCCCUUGUCACCCCUGCACGGUUUAUUCAACCCUCAUAAUUUCAUACACUUUCCACCUCAUUCUUCCUAUCCUUCACAUGUGACACCUUUUCCCCAUGCUCCUUAUCCCCCACAUGGGAUAAAUUUACCUCACGUACACUAUCCUCCAUCUGUGGUGCCCCACGCUCCUUAUUCUCCGAUUGUGAUGCCCCACAUUCCUUACCCACAAUCUGCAGCAAACCCGUCAAGCAUACAGGUGCACUCACCUUUCUCCUCACACGUAAUACAUGGCCAACCCCUGCCUCAUCCAUCAUUCGUUCCUUAUGCUAAUCCGUGGAGUCACGUGAUUCAGCCUGCACCUCUUGCUCAUCCGCCUGGAACCCAAAUACCUCAUUCUGAACCACAAUUGUAUCCACAAUUUUACUUUCAUCCUCCCGCGGUGCAACAUCCACCAAAUUUUCUGCAUUUUCCAUCACCUGUAGCGCAGCCUCCACCACCCAUGAUACACUAUUCAUCACCCGUGGCACACUUUCCAACACCUCCGGCACAAGCUCCACCGGGUCGGCCGCCCCGUCUGCACCUGGCUUUUCCUUUCCUCAAUCACCAGGCUUUUCCUUUCCUUCAUCACCAGGCUCCUCCUCUUCUCCAUCCCCAGGUUUCUCUAUUCAUCCAUCACCAGGCUUUUCCUUUCCUCCAUCACCAGGCUCCUCCUCUUCUUCAUCCUCAGGCUUCUCGUUUCAUCCAUCACUAGGAUCCUCCUCUUCUCUAUCCUCAGGCUUCUCGUUUCAUCCGUUACCAGGCUCCUCCUCUUCUCCAUCAC
Molecule: messenger RNA, 1097 nt
Organism: Penaeus chinensis
Lineage: Eukaryota; Metazoa; Arthropoda; Malacostraca; Decapoda; Penaeidae
Product: extensin-like
Exons: 3
Coding region: 12-1028 (338 amino acids)
Source: RefSeq, a predicted model, not a curated record